This is a messenger RNA of Rubroshorea leprosula, 593 nucleotides long. The record is from the annotation of a GenBank genome assembly. Lineage: Eukaryota; Viridiplantae; Streptophyta; Magnoliopsida; Malvales; Dipterocarpaceae.
ACAUAUAAUUUCAAAAAAGUUUCAUUAAAUCAAGUAAUAAAUAUUACAAAAGGUUAAAACUACAAAGUGUCCCAAUUUUAACGUAAAGAAAGGAAUGGACACCCUAACUACUUCAGUGAAGGAGGUGGCUACUCCUCAACAGGAAGAGGUGGCUGAGGUGGCUUUUCCUCAGCAGGGAGAGGUGAAUGUCCCAUUUCUAGAUGAGCUUGCUAGUCCUCUUCUGACGGAAUUAUAUGCACUUCCACUGGAUGAGGUGGCUGGUUCCUUUCCUCUUAUGUACCCUCUACCUCUGCAACCUUUUCUUCCAUUGCAACGAAUUUGAAGUCGAAGUGCGGAGGAAAUAUUGUACGACCUUAUGUGUCGUGAUCCCAUCUCAGCUUAACUUUCGGCCGGAAGUCAACUGACAUCCUUUCGCCAUUCUCUUCCACCCCUUAUUCUUGUUCAUCAAAGGUGAUGCUCGUGAGAUUCAUUUUGGGAUAUUGCGACUUCACCUUCUUUCUGCAGUCUGUGAAGGCCAGGAUUGCAAUGGGCAACCAGUACAGGUUCACUAUCUCGUCAAACAUACCAGACUUCAAGAAAUCUGCAAUGUGCUC